Messenger RNA from Cooperia oncophora, 1755 nucleotides. NCBI's taxonomy places the organism in Eukaryota, Metazoa, Nematoda, Chromadorea, Rhabditida, Trichostrongylidae. The record is from the annotation of a GenBank genome assembly.
AUGGGAUCGACCCCUACCGACCUCCUCUCCACCAAAUCUUACGGGCUUGAAGCUCUGAGGUUACAGCGCCUGACAGAGGGUGCAUGCGAUCCUGAUCUCCGCAAUGACUUCAGAGAUAUUAAACACACUACCUUGAGUGAGCGUGCUGCUCUUCGGGAAGCUUUGCGUUGCCUGAAAUGCGCUGAUGCACCAUGUCAGAAAGGCUGUCCUACACAGCUGGACGUCAAAGCAUUCAUAACUAGUAUAUCAAAUAAGAACUACUAUGGAUCUGCUCGUCAAAUCCUCAGUGAUAACCCUCUCGGGUUGACAUGUGGAAUGAUCUGCCCGACUUCGGACCUUUGUGUCGGCGGAUGUAAUCUACAGGCUAGCGAAGAAGGAGCUAUCAACAUUGGAGGUCUUCAACAGUUCGCUUGUGAGGUCUUCAAGAAGAUGAACAUUCGCCAGAUCGUUUCAAAGGAGAUUCGAGAAAGCAGAAAUAAGUCCCACUCAUCGCCUAUUGCUCUCAUCGGAUGCGGUCCGGCAUCAAUUUCAUGCGCCUCAUUUCUUGCCAGACUUGGUUACACCGACGUUACAAUAUACGAGAAGCAAAAGUAUAUUGGAGGAUUGAGUUCCUCAGAAAUACCGCAGUUCCGUCUACCAUACUCAGUGGUCGAUUUCGAAAUCCAACUAGCACGAGAUAUUGGAGUAAAGAUUGAGACCGGACGAGCACUUCACAAAUCAGACCUUACUGUUGAAAAACUGAAGGCUUCCGGAGCGAAGGCGAUCUUCAUCGGUAUCGGCAUGCCUGAACCAAAGAAGAUCGGCGUUUUCAAAGGGUUGGAUCAAAGCCAUGGAUUCUUUACCAGCAAAGAUUUCCUGCCAAUGGUCGCAGCUGCCAGCAAACCGGGUGAUACGGCGUUCGACUGUGCCACGUCCGCUCUACGAUGCGGUGCUUCCAGGGUUACCGUUGUAUUCCGUAAAGGAUUCACUGGUAUUCGUGCUGUGCCAGAGGAGAUGGAAGCAGCUCGAGAGGAACGAUGUGAGUUCAUGCCAUAUUGCUCUCCAAAAGCCGUGAACAUCAAGGACGGUCGCAUUGUUUCAAUGCAGUUUGUUAAGACAGAGCAGGACUUGGAUGGGAACUUGGUAGGUACUGCCCAAUCAUCUCUAGUUCGAAUGAAAUCGAAUAAUCUUGAAAUCCUUCGCAGGUUCGAGGAUGAAGAACAAUCGCUCACACUUAAGGCCGACUACAUCAUCUCUGCUUUCGGCUCAACACUUCUUGAUCCUGAUGUGGUAUCUGCCAUGGCUCCUGUCAAAAUGAACAAAUGGGGAACACCCGAAGUGAACAAGGCCACGCAAGGAACCAAUGUGCCAUGGGUCUUUGUUGGUGGAGAUGUCGGCGGUGUCGCCGAGACGACCGUUGAGUCUGUUAAUGAUGGAAAGGUGGCGGCCUGGUCAAUACACAAGUACAUCCAGUCACUCCAUGGUAACGAUGUGGGAUCUACUCCAAAGCUGCCAAUGUUCUACACCCCGAUUGAUGAGGUUGAUAUAUCAGUGGAGAUGUGUGGAGUAAAAUUUGAAAAUCCAUUUGGCCUAGCGUCAGCUCCUCCGACAACAUCAGGGCCAAUGUGUCGCCGUGCAUUCGAACAAGGCUGGGGCUUUAUACUGACGAAAACAUACGGUCUGGACAAGGAUCUCGUCACUAAUGUUUCACCUCGAAUUGUGCGAGGAUCAACUAGCGGACCUAUUUACGGUCCUAAUCAGGUCAGUUUUGGCUAA